GCACAUCGGAAUAACCUACGCACCGAUUGGCCGAUGCUUGUGAGGUACCCAACCUGCCUGGUGACGUCAGCGCACUCUCCUCGCAUUCUGACAGGAACAUCAGCCAUUCGGGACGCGACUAGAGCCGAGAGCUGCUCCGCCAUUGGUUGUGUGUCCGCCCUGCGCCCGCCCCAUUGCCCUUAGAAUGGCGGAGGCUACGUAUAAAUAAAUGAGGAACACUGCGGGGUAACAGUCGAUUUGGAUGAGAUUACAUUCCGUUGGCCAGUUGGGCACAGUCUUUGUAUUUCUGGAGACAAGUAAACCGCACUGGUUUUGCCGCUAUGCAGCUUGAGAUUAAGGUGGCACUGAAUUUUAUCAUUUCAUAUUUGUACAACAAACUGCCGCGGCGGCGCGUCAACAUAUUUGGCGAAGAACUGGAAAAGCUGCUGAAGAAUAAGUAUGAAGGGCACUGGUACCCCGACAGGCCCUACAAAGGGUCAGGGUUUCGCUGCAUUCAUGUAGGAGAAAAGGUGGAGCCCAUCAUCCAGCAGGCAGCCAACGAAAGCGGCCUGGAAAUCGAGGACAUCCGCCGGAACCUCCCCCAGGACCUCAGCGUCUGGAUUGACCCGUCAGAAGUGUCCUAUCAGAUCGGCGAGAAGGGGCAGAUCAAGGUUCUGUACGUCGACGAUAACUCCGAGAACGGCACGGAACUGGAUAAGGAGAUCAAGAACAGCUUUAACCCGGAGGCACAGGCGUUCAUGCCAAUCAAUGACCAAUCUUCUUCCGUGUCCAGCUCCCCGUCGCCCCUUUUUAACGAGACUGCCGCCGUCAGCCCGACGUUCAUGCCGAGACUCAAUCAGCCUCUCACCUUCACCACCGCUAUGUUCGCUGCCACCAAGUUCGGUUCCACCAAAAUGAAGAACAACCGCAACAAGAUCGCGCGCUCCUCCCCCACUCAGUUUGGCCUGAACGUCAACCUGUUGCAGCAGAGCGCGUUGUCUUCCUCCAUGCACCCUAUGUACGGCAUCGGCCUGCCGCAGAAGCCCUCCGCCCUCUCCCCCAACGCACAGGAGUUCAGCUUCCCCAGUAUACCGGAUCCAGGCAGACCCGCCAUAGGCUGCCCCAACGACGGAACUCUUCCCUACAGUAAUGCCUUCGAUAUGUUCGCAGCCUACGGCGGCCUGAAUGAUAAAUCGCUGGUGGAUGGUUUGAAUUACAGCCUAAACAACAUGCAGUACAGCAACCAGCAAUUCCAGCCGGUUAUGGCCAACUAGCCGCCCAAACACAAGUAUUGAACAAGCUGCAUGAGCCCAAGGUUACCAUUUUGUUUUUUUAUUCCUUAAUCUCUUCAGCUUGUUGCCCUUACACAUUCAAUACAUUCAAGGUUGGUUGCAUAAGCACAUAGACCAUUUUUUUGUUUUUGUUUUUUUUGCCAGCGAAGUGCAAAUCUUGUGUUCACUACAUUUAUAAGGAACGUUGCUCCUUACAGUAUUUAGAAGCUACAAAUACAUAUUAUAUAUUUUUUUAUAUAAUAGGCCUUGAGAUUUGUUUUUCUAAAUUGGGAUAUGUUGAUUAUUUAUAUUUACAAAUGCAUACAGGACUGGAGGCCCCUCCCCCUUCCCCCUUGCCCCGCCCCCAGCUCUGGAAAGAAGAGGGCUUUAAUGAAAAGCGAUUACGCCUAUUGUAAAUAGCGUAAGGCGGCGGGGAUUCAGUUUCCCAGCCCUGUAUGGGGAGAUUGACAUAAAGCAUUUCAGAAUUUCUAUGGAUCUGUGAUUCCAGCUACAAAACUCCCUUUUACUUUUUUUUAUUUCUGAUUGUAAUUUUUAUUUCUUUUCCUUUUGAGACACCAGUUCAGAAAGUUUAUUAGAGUUUUUUUCCUCGCUGUAAACCUUAAAAAAAAAAAAAAAAGAGAUGACCGAGGAUAUAUGUAUUUUCAGAGUUGUAUUUUCUGUUACAAAUUUAAAAACAAAAAAAAAAAAAUUUUUGCUAUAUAAAAGAUGGAGAUGUUGUAAUUUUUGUAUCUAAAUUGUGCAAUACUUGACAAUGUUAAAGUAUAUUAAAGUCAGUGUCUUACAUGUUAAGAGCUGAGAUAGUUUAUAUUUAGUUUGUAUUAAAAUUAUUUUAAAUGAAAAA
Molecule: messenger RNA, 2112 nt
Organism: Xenopus tropicalis (tropical clawed frog)
Lineage: Eukaryota; Metazoa; Chordata; Amphibia; Anura; Pipidae
Gene: tob1
Product: transducer of ERBB2, 1
Exons: 2
Coding region: 321-1253 (310 amino acids)
Biological process (GO): negative regulation of DNA-templated transcription
Source: RefSeq, a predicted model, not a curated record